AUGGCCGGUGUUGUGAACAUGGAAGAAGAAGUUGUGUCAGUUGAGCUGCCUGCCCCUGCUUCUUGGAAGAAAUUGUUUAUGCCGAAGAAAGCUGGAACCCCAAAGAAAAGUGAGGUUGUAUUUGUGGCUCCCACCGGAGAGGAGAUAACCACCCGAAAACAAUUAGAUCAGUACCUAAAGUCACACCCUGGAGGUCCAGCUAUUUCAGAAUUUGAUUGGAGCACAGGUGAGACUCCAAGGAGAUCAGCAAGAAUCAGUGAGAAGGCCAAGGCUACUCCUCCCUCUACUGACAAGGAGAAACCAAAGAAACGUGCUCGAAAGUCAUUGGAGAAGAAAGAUAGCAAAGAGUUGGAAUCUGCCAAUGGUGAACCCGAGGACAAGAAAGAUAAAGAGAUGCUUGAUGCUGAGGCAAAUCCAAAGAAUGAUGUUGAGAUGCGAGCUGCUGACGAAAAUCAGAAGAAGGAUGAUGGAGGAGGUGAACAUGGUGAUAACAUUGAGACACCUCAGGACAAGGGCAAUGGCACUGAAGCUAGAAAUGACCCUGAACCUAAAGUGAAUGUUAAUGGUCUCCAGGAAGUUGGUGCAGCUGAUGCUGGGAUGCAGAAGACUGAAAAUGAGGGUUCUGCAACUGUGGCAGAAGUGGUUGAUCUUCCAUCUGAGAAGGUUAUUGCUGAAAUUCCAAUUACAGAUGGGAAAAAUGAACAGAAACCGGAUUCUGAAGAGCCUGAGAAACCAGACUCUGAGGCUGGAAAAGUUGUGAGUGCAGAUGCUGCAGAGAAAAACCAGGCUGGAAACAAUGCAGUGGCAGCAAAUAUUGGAGUAGAGCAACAGAAGACUGCUGGCACUGUUCUCUCUGAAGGAGAAAAGAAUGCAGUGACAAUGGCUGAUGAGAGAGAGAAUCAUAUGAAGGGUGUAAUGGAAAAUGGCAAGGUUGAUCAAGCAGUACCACGGGAAGCACCAAGAGGUCCAUCUCCAGCACCUAUUGCCUGCUGA
Messenger RNA from Oldenlandia corymbosa var. corymbosa, 993 nucleotides. NCBI's taxonomy places the organism in Eukaryota, Viridiplantae, Streptophyta, Magnoliopsida, Gentianales, Rubiaceae. The record is from the annotation of a GenBank genome assembly.